Molecule: messenger RNA, 3653 nt
Organism: Eriocheir sinensis (Chinese mitten crab)
Lineage: Eukaryota; Metazoa; Arthropoda; Malacostraca; Decapoda; Varunidae
Gene: Spred
Product: sprouty-related, EVH1 domain-containing protein 2-like
Exons: 5
Coding region: 310-1803 (497 amino acids)
Biological process (GO): negative regulation of MAPK cascade; multicellular organism development
Cellular component (GO): membrane
Molecular function (GO): protein kinase binding
Source: RefSeq, a predicted model, not a curated record
GCGAGGCGCUGUGUGGUGUUCCUCCGCCACAGCCUCUGCCUCUAAGUACACCCACAGGAGGAGAUGACCCAGCCGCCCUUCACUCCCGUAGGAGGUGAAAGGAGUACAAAGGGCGUUGUUUAGCCGUGGUCCUCGAAGAAAUAGAGGACCUUUACGCGGUACUACUUUUGGAGUGCGCGAGUUGGCCUGCGCGAAGGGACUCCAGAUCUUCGUGUUGUUGUUGGGUGUUUCCAUGAAGUUUAGUUACAAUGAAAAUGUGCAUCAGGCGGGCAAUAAAACGCCAAAAUAGCCACCUGUACUAUAUAAAACAUGACAGAGGGAAAUGAUGACGGCAACUAUUUGGUUCGAGUGCGUGCUCAGGUGAUGAUGCGUGAUGACAGUACAGGGGGUUGGGUGCCCAUGGGUGGGGGCGGCCUCUCCAACGUGUCUGUCAGGAAGCGCUUCACCCACCCCGACCUUGAUGACUCAAAAUACGAAUAUAUCAUUUACGGCAAGAGAAUAUCAGAUCAGACAGUAGUACUAAGUUGUACAAUAAUAAUAAAGGACUUUCAGUACUACAAAGUGAUGCCAACCUUUCACCACUGGAAGACGGGGGACAUGAAGUUUGGACUAACAUUUCAGACAGCGGCCGAUGCAAGAGCUUUCGACAACGGCGUCCGCUUGGCUCUGGAUGACUUGCUUGAGGGUCUCAAUGACAUUCCAUCCUACCGCCACGGCCCGGAUUCAGAAAAAGUAUUCGUGACUGUCCAUCUUCCCCGAGUGGAGAGAGAGAGUGGAGGCUCACGGUCAUCGUCGGGGUCGGUCACCACCAGCAGCAGCCGUCACACACCCACCGUUACUCCUAUUCAGACUCCAGACCACCCCCCUCACCACCACCACCACCACCACCAUCACCACCACCACCACCAUUACCCACCGCCAGGAGGAGGAAGUGGGGUGGGGGGGGUUGGAUCAGUGGGAGGAGUCGGCAUAUCCACAACAAACACAUCUCCUUCUUCUACCCCCCCCAACCUACCCACCACAACGACCGGGACAACUCAACCCUACCCCCACCCACACACCAACCACCACCAUGACUACCUGCACCAACUAACCUUUCUGCCCAGACCCAAACCCCCCCUGCCCCCCAACAUCAAGCCUCCAGACAAGCAAAUAGAACUGGAAUGUGAUCAGAAGCCUGAAAACCCUCUUGAUCUCCCUCCAGACCAAGACAAGACAGACAUUACUGGAGACCCAUUUUCUUAUGUCCAGUUUGACCGCGAGAACCCCCAGCACCACUACAGCUACCCGGUGGUGGAGGGACUCAAGCCGGACAAAAGGGACACGUCAUCGCUAAAGAAACCUCAGAAUCUGGAGCUUGGCCGGGCGACUCCUUCACAACCCAUGGCUGCACCUCAGCUUCCCCUCAAAAGACAAAUGAGAAAGGACAGGAAGAGCAGAAAGACCAUAAAGGCCCGCUGCAAGCAUUGCCAAGAAAUGUUCACCUACGACACCAAUUCACGAGGCAGCUGUGAAUUCGCCCCAGAUUGUGUGCGUUCAGCCAUCGACACGCUUACUUGCAUCACUUGUGCACAGUGUAUGUUGUACCACUGCAUGAGUGAUGCAGAGGGAGAUUUUGCACACCAUCCAUGUGAGUGCGGGGGACCCGGCGGCACAGCAGAUGAGUCGUGUGGGCGGAGGUGGCUGGGAUUGACCCUGUUGUCCCUGCUGGUGCCAUGCUUGUGGUGCUACCUUCCACUACGAGCAUGUCACCGGUGUGCUGUUGCCUGCGGCCUGUGCGGUGGAAGGCAUGAGGCCUCCUGACUCACCGCCCCCAUGCAUGCCCCAGAGGACGAAGAGGAGGAUGAGGAGGAUGACGAAGACACCGUGUUCACGGUCACAGGAAGCCCAGCACUGCACUCCCCCCAACCAUGGGGGGAACAGGGGGGCGGCUCCCACCAGGCAGGGGUGGUAUUGGGCAUGUAUGUGGAUGGCUGAACAGUGCUGGGAGAUGCCUGGUUAAAGUUAUGUAGCCAGUGAGGCAUUGUGACUGGGACAACAAUGUCCACAGUGUUAACUCAGAGUGUGAGGGUGCUGCUAGCUGGCACAGAUGUUUGUCAAACAGCCUAGUGGAAAGAAGAGUGUAACUGUGUGAUACAAGGAGUGUGAAUGUUACCGCUUUUGACUAAGUGGCUAGAAAGGACACAACGGUCUGAGUGUUCUAUGUACCUGACGGCCACACUCCGGCCUCAGAGAGUGUGUGUGCACGUGUGCGUCCAUGUGCAUAGUACACACUCUGCCGUACAUGGCCAGUUCUAAACUCUUGCAUUUGGAAACCCUUGUUCACCUAUAUGUGAGCUGCUGUGUAAGUGGUGAGUCUGUCCGCCUUGGCCUAUUUAAUAAUCUAAAGGGAUCCCAAUUUUUCAAGGGCUCAGGAGAAAUUGUGACACCCUUUGGAAUUGCUGUGACUUUUUGUAUGCUUUUAAUUAUUAUUGUGAUAGAUGUUCUAUAUAUUGAUAGCUUUAGCUGGCCAAGACGGACAGGUGGCCAAGGCAGCUGGACUGUCACGUGUCACAUAAUACCUACGUGAAGGUCUCACUUGCGUUUGCCUUACAUGCCAACACUUUGUGUUUAGUCUUUGGGCGAGGAUUAGCGCCGUGGUCACCAUGUGUAUGCCAGACAACUUUAUCAAGGGUUUCCUUGUCAUUUUAGGUGCUAAAGCACAAAUCAUGGACUUUAUUUUUAUUUAUUUUGAGUAUUAAAAAAAUCAGUUGUGUUGCAGUUAAAAACAAUUUUCUACACAACUUUGUAUAUAACAUGUGUAAGGCAGUUGCACUGUGAAACAUAAAAUACAAGGUGGUUUGGCUUCUUUAAAAUCAAACUAAGGUAAUGAUGUAACUACAUAAUGUAGUGAUCAAAUGAUAAAGACUAAACUUCCAAAUUUCAUUAAUGUACGGAACACUAGCGGCACAUGAAUCAGUGCCCCGUGGAAAUCCUUCAACUACUGUUGUCACAAUUACUGCAUAUAUUGAUAUCCCCUCAUGUAUGAUUACCAAGAAGAGGCCAAUUUUGUGUACAACCUAGAUGGUGGCCCAGCAGCCCGAGGUCACACCCAAGAUGACCGCAGGCCUCUCGGGUGUUCCUGCGCAAGGAUGAGACUGACUGCCUUCCUCUUGGCGCCUGUGACCUGGGCUGACAUAGAUGUUUUUGGUAGUGGCCGUUUGGGAGCGGCUAGGUCGUCACCCAGGCAGGGUCUUGGAUCAGCCUGAGGCUCCGGAUACCUAACAUUAUCUUAUUUUGAGGUAAAGAGGUGACUCAAGGCAGCACCACCCUGCGGGGCGACCUGGGGCUCGGCUCCCUCACCCGCCACUCAGCCACCCUAGUCACCAACAAAAUUGCAACUAAUGUCAGCAGUCUAUCAUUUUGUUUUCUUUGCAACAAUUUUAAGCAAAAAGUCACAAAAGCUGUAGUUUCAUUUUACCUCUAUUGAAGGUGUUACUCUUCCUCUUACAUACGUACUACCUAAGAUUUAUUUCGACUGCACUGUUUUCAAGUCAUUGUUUCAGUGUCUACUUUCGUUUCCCUUCGUGAGUCCUGUCUAAAUCAUUGUCACGUAUAGGAUGUAACAAAAAGAUUUUAUGAAGAAUAAUGACAACCAAAGACAUAUCCUAUAA